GCGCGACUUCCGGCGGAGAUCAUGGCCGCGCUGAGCAGCGUCCGCUGGCUGACCCGAGCACUGGUUGCCGCCCCGGACCCCGGGAUAUGGAGGGCGCUGGGCACCUCCGCCGUGUCGCGUGCCACCCUGCGGAACCAGCCUGAGACCCCACUCCUGACUUUUUCCGCAGGAAAGAUCCAUACCCCGAUGGAAUAUAAGGGGGAACUGGCCUCCUAUGACAUGAGGCUGAGGCGAAAGUUGGAUCUGUUUGCAAACGUGGUCCAUGUGAAGUCACUUCCUGGCUACAAGACCCGGCACAACAAUCUAGACCUGGUCAUCAUCCGAGAGCAGACGGAAGGGGAAUACAGCUCUCUCGAACACGAGAGUGCCAGGGGGGUGAUUGAGUGCCUGAAGAUUGUCACCCGAACCAAGUCUCAGCGGAUUGCCAAGUUCGCCUUUGACUAUGCCACCAAGAAGGGUCGGGCCAAGGUCACAGCCGUGCACAAGGCCAACAUCAUGAAACUUGGGGACGGACUGUUCCUGCAGUGCUGCAGGGAAGUUGCUGAACUGUACCCCAAGAUCAAGUUUGAGACGAUGAUCAUAGACAACUGUUGCAUGCAGCUGGUGCAGAAUCCUUACCAGUUUGAUGUCCUUGUGAUGCCCAAUCUGUAUGGGAACAUCAUUGACAAUCUGGCUGCUGGCCUGGUUGGUGGAGCUGGUGUGGUUCCCGGGGAGAGCUACAGUGCCGAGUACGCAGUGUUUGAGACGGGCGCCAGGCACCCGUUUGCCCAGGCUGUGGGCAGGAACAUAGCCAACCCCACGGCCAUGCUGCUCUCCGCCUCCAACAUGCUUCGGCAUCUCAACCUUGAACACCAUGCCACCAUGAUCUCGGAUGCAGUGAAGAAGGUGAUCAAAGUUGGCAAGGUCCGAACCUCUGACAUGGGUGGCUAUGCCACCUGCCACGACUUCACUGAGGCCGUCAUUGCUGCCCUGCCCAUGUAAGACAAUAAAUAAAACAUGGACGAACUAUUGUAAA
This is a messenger RNA of Echinops telfairi (small Madagascar hedgehog), 1015 nucleotides long. RefSeq names its product isocitrate dehydrogenase (NAD(+)) 3 non-catalytic subunit beta (gene IDH3B). Gene Ontology annotation, molecular function: oxidoreductase activity, acting on the CH-OH group of donors, NAD or NADP as acceptor; magnesium ion binding; NAD binding. Gene Ontology annotation, cellular component: mitochondrion. The transcript has 10 exons. NCBI's taxonomy places the organism in Eukaryota, Metazoa, Chordata, Mammalia, Afrosoricida, Tenrecidae. Gene Ontology annotation, biological process: tricarboxylic acid cycle; isocitrate metabolic process. Bases 22 to 981 code for a protein of 319 amino acids. The record is from RefSeq and is a predicted model, not a curated record.